Molecule: messenger RNA, 2214 nt
Organism: Folsomia candida
Lineage: Eukaryota; Metazoa; Arthropoda; Collembola; Entomobryomorpha; Isotomidae
Product: alpha-(1,3)-fucosyltransferase 10-like
Exons: 3
Coding region: 572-1906 (444 amino acids)
Cellular component (GO): membrane
Molecular function (GO): alpha-(1->3)-fucosyltransferase activity
Source: RefSeq, a predicted model, not a curated record
AAUAAUCAUUACAAUUCUCUGGGUAAAAUCAAUUACGUGUCGUGUCGUUUACCUGAGUCACACAGAGUGGAAACCCUAACCGGCAAUACAUUCAGUAGUGAAUGAGUAACUAGCAUUGACGAAUGAGUCAAUAAUGUGGCAGAUAAUGGGCUAAGAUAAGGAACAGGUUGAUAUUUGACAUUAUACUAUUCGUGAACAUUGUCCUGUUUUGUGCACUACCGUCAGUUCAACAAGUGCUCGUAAUAUUUAUUGCUCAGUCAACAUGUACUUACUAACUAUUUAAUUUACUAGCAUAACUGGAAUUAAAAGUGGAAAAUAAAUUUCUCCGGCAGUGAAAUUAUAGUGCAUCGUUGCAUCACCGAGUGCAAGAAUUUUGCAAGUCGCUAGCUUUAAAAAUGGCUGAGAUAUGUCGGAACGGCAUGAUUUUUUGGCCUUGUAUACGCUGGAAUCUUUAGGUGAAGUUUUUAGUUAAGGUGCCCUCAAUUUACAUACAAAGGUUGUGAUCUUUUAAGCGGUUCCUAUUUGUAUUUGAGAUCAAUAUUUUUAAAAAUUAACUUAAAUUCAUGGUUGUAUGUACUUCUGUUAUAAGGAGGAAAUGGCAAUGUCCAAAUUUUCGAGGUGGAGAAAAAAACCAGUCAUCCUUUUCAUAUUGCUUCUUUUCACCAGUGUUUUAGUAUAUAUUUUGAUAUAUGCUGCCACCAAGGAGAACGUCGAUACUAUUCGUGACAAUAAAAAAGACAUUAAUAUCAAAUUGGAUCCAGAAAUUGCUCAAAUUUUACGGGACACGCCAUAUUUAUGGAGAAAGUUUAACCUGACGGAGAAUGAUACUGCACUACACCGCGUCCAAGCGCAGCAACGAUGGGUCAAGGAACUCUCAAAAUCCAAGUAUCUUUCAGAACAGAAAAAAAAAGUAAUGUGGCUGGAAGCACACGCCUCUCUCUUUUACUGGACCGAGGGAAGAGUCCAAUGUCCUUAUGCUCCCAAGUUUGAAGAGAAAUGCGAACUGAAAAAAAUGUCGUUUUUAAGAAGAAUGUUGGGACCGUAUUUCAAAUUCAUUGGAAUAUCUGGAGACGCUUUAAUCAGCGUGAGAAAUUGGGAAUCAUAUGGAACUUACAAAAUUCCGGGAAACAUGGUGCAAAUAAUGCAAAUUUUAGAACCACCAAAUAUCGCAAAGGAUGCAAAUCUUGGCUUAAAUAACGCCGUUUUAGCCUCGUACUGGCGAGGUUCGGACAUUCCGACGCCUUACUUUCUUUCCAUUCCGAAUAAUUCCUCCGAAUUCAAGCCACCUCCGAGUGAAGCGGUUGCAAAGUUGGCGUCCAAAACUAAAAUGGUUGCGGCCAUCGUGUCAAAUUGUGAUAGUUCUGAUCGACUCGAGUACAUUCGCGAAUUGCAGAAAUUCGUGGGAGUCGAUGUGUUCGGAAAGUGUGGAACUUUCUCCUGUCCAAAAUCUGAGAAUGACGCGUGUCUCAGAAAAAUUGAAGCAGAGUACAAAUUUUUCUUAUCCUUUGAGAACUCGAGAUGUGAAGAUUACAUUACGGAAAAGCUAUUUGAUAACGUCCUACAGUGGUACAUUGUCCCCAUUGUGCGAGGCGGUCGCCCCUCGGAUUACUCUUCAGCCGCACCCACCAACUCGUUCAUCCACGUCGAUAGUUUCCCCUCACCUGAGAAACUUGCUUCACAUCUCAAAUUUCUGGACAAAAAUGAUGACGCUUAUCUAAAAUAUUUCGAGUACAAGGGUUCAAGCUACAUUUCGCUGGAACACUUUCAGGAUUUCUUCUGCAGGGCGUGUGCUAUGUUAUUUUACAGGGAUUUUGUGCCAAAUCCAGUCUGGAGCUCUCCCGAUAUUGAGUGGAAAGAUGUUAAUCAUUGUCUCCUUCCAGAUGAGGCUCGAUGGAAUAAUGUGUAAUUUUAUGAAGUACGUCUUAUGUUGUCGUUUUGUAUCUUCCGAACCCUCAAAAUAAUCAAACGCCGUUUUCGCCAUUGUGCUUUUAAUUGUUUACCCUCGGUCAAGUUCGAAAUUGGCGUCCAUGCGGUUGAGGUCAAGUUGUGAAGUCAAACACCGAAUGAAUUUGACUUUAAUUUUCGUAUGCGAUGUAAUUUUAACGAAAUCUGACCAUAAAUUCAACGCCGUCAGUAUUUUUGACCUCCAAGUAUGAUGUCAUUACAAAGGAAAUUUAAAUCGCUUUGACUCUAUUUUUUUGUGUUCAUUUUACA